CACAGUGACGCGCUGCUCCUGCCUCUGUCUGUCGCAGUUGCCCCAGAGCGCCCCACGCUGUCGUGCAGCAGGAAGACGCCCCUGAGUAAGAUCCGCUGCAGCUGGACGGCCACACGGCCCUCAAUCCCUAUUGCCCAUUGCAGACUCAUCUACAAGAAGGGGCCCGUGGGGGAGUACAUGUUCCAGGCCUGCUCGUCGUCCAGCAGUCGCCGCUGCUGGUGUGUGCUGGACGUGGAGGAGGAGGGCAGUCUCUACUACCUGGCCUCCCUGUGUGCCUUUAACCCCGCCGGCGCCCAGACCAGCCCACUCCUGAGGUUCAGCAGCGUGGAGAUCAUUAAGCCAGAUCCCCCCAGGAACGUGUCCGUGUGGGAAGAGGAGGGAAGCUCGUGCCGGCUCAGAGUGCGCUGGGCCUACCCCAGCACCUGGAAAAACCAUUUCUACAAACUCAAGUUCGAGGUGCAAUACCAGCCUGUCCUGGAGGGGGAGCAGUUUUCUGUGGGCACCGUGAUGGCCAUCCUGGGAGGGGGAGACACUCAGCACACCUUGCCGGCCCUCGCCGUGACCCCGUCGUGGCUGAGGGCCGGGGCCUGCCUGCAGGACGUGCAGUACCACCUCAGCUGCACGGACCCUGGGGUAAGGCUGUCCUCCUCUCCGCGCCUCCCGGUGCUGUGCAUGCUGGGCUGCGGCUUUCCUCCCCGCAUUCUCCCAUAG
Molecule: messenger RNA, 711 nt
Organism: Lepisosteus oculatus (spotted gar)
Lineage: Eukaryota; Metazoa; Chordata; Actinopteri; Semionotiformes; Lepisosteidae
Source: RefSeq, a predicted model, not a curated record